Messenger RNA from Notolabrus celidotus (New Zealand spotty), 1512 nucleotides. RefSeq names its product UDP-galactose-4-epimerase (gene gale). The transcript is spliced from 11 exons. Gene Ontology annotation, cellular component: cytosol. The record is from RefSeq and is a predicted model, not a curated record. The coding region runs from base 163 to 1215 and encodes 350 amino acids. Gene Ontology annotation, biological process: beta-D-galactose catabolic process via UDP-galactose, Leloir pathway. Lineage: Eukaryota; Metazoa; Chordata; Actinopteri; Labriformes; Labridae. Gene Ontology annotation, molecular function: UDP-glucose 4-epimerase activity.
UUUAACCGGAAGUAACACAUGUCUGCAGGAAAAGAUCCUAGAAUGAAUUGACAGGUAGACCUUUUAUUUUGUUCUCUCGCUCUACCUGUUUCUUCUGACUAGUUUACCGAGAGACCCCGACGUGAAGGAUAUUUACACCGAAGUUGGGGAACUAGGUCUAAAAUGGCAGAGAAGGUGCUGGUCACAGGUGGAGCUGGCUACAUUGGGAGUCACUGUGUGAUUGAGCUUAUAGAAGCAGGUUAUCAGCCUGUUGUUGUAGAUAACUUCAGUAACGCUGUAAGAGGAGAGGGUGAUGUGCCAGAGAGCAUACGAAGGAUAGAGAAGCUCCUGAACACCAGCAUUGAGUUUCAUGAAUUGGAUCUUUUGGAUCAACCUGGUUUGGAAAAACUCUUCAAAAAGCAUUCCUUUAGUGCAGUGGUGCACUUUGCUGGACUGAAGGCUGUUGGAGAGUCGGUGGAGCAGCCUUUACGCUAUUACAGAGUCAACCUCACUGCCUCCAUGAACCUGUUAGAGGUGAUGCAGGCUCACAAGGUGCACAAUCUGGUCUUCAGCAGCUCAGCCACAGUGUACGGAGACCCUCAGCAUCUUCCCAUUGAUGAGCAGCACCCUGUGGGUGGCUGCACCAACCCUUACGGCAAGACCAAGUACUUUAUUGAGGAGAUGAUCAUGGACCACUGUAAAGCUGAGAAGGAUUGGAAUGCAGUGCUGCUCCGCUAUUUCAACCCAAUUGGAGCUCAUUCAUCUGGCCUGAUAGGAGAGGACCCUCAGGGUAUCCCCAACAACCUGCUGCCAUAUGUUGCUCAGGUUGCCAUUGGGAGAAGACAGUGCCUCAGUGUUUUUGGGAAUGACUAUGACACACCCGAUGGCACAGGUGUGAGGGAUUAUAUCCAUGUUGUAGACCUGGCGAAGGGACACAUAUCAGCUCUGAAGAAACUGAAGGAAGACUGUGGAUGCAAGGUUUACAACCUGGGAACAGGGAGAGGCUACUCGGUGCUCCAGAUGGUGAAAGCCAUGGAGAAGGCAUCGGGAAGACAAAUCUCAUACAAAGUUGCCCCGCGAAGAGGGGGAGACAUAGCAUCCUGCUACGCUGACCCAUGUCUUGCAGAGAAGGAGCUGGGCUGGAAGGCCCAAUUUGACCUGGAAAUAAUGUGUGAGGAUCUUUGGCGCUGGCAGUCCAUGAACCCCACAGGUUUCUCAAAUGGUACAGCUUCAUGAUGAAUUUCCAGACUUGUGUUAUCAUCAAACAUUCUGCUACAUCAUAGGGCCAAAGGGAACCAUACACUUCCUCAUCUUUGUAUAUCGCAUUAAACAUUAAACCUGAAGAGAAGCCAUAUGCUUUGUUUUGUUAUGCUUAAUUUUCCAUUUGUUCUAUAUUCUCAAUGGUACUUUAAAAUUGUCUGUCUGGUUUCUCUUUCUUCUUAUUUCAGAUAAGCCUUUUUCUUUACUCUAUGAAUGUACUGAUCUGUGAGCCAUGACAAUAAAAGAAUAAACACAUUUUCUUACUGAAGGUAA